AUGGAGCUACCGGCCGGAACUCCGGUCCCUGUGUACGAAGCACUAGCGGUUCUUCCCCUUUCUUCUUCCGCCCCAACAUCACCAUCAGCCGCCACCACCGCCGAAGGCCACGUGUUGCCUCAAUCUCCCGAGCCUUAUACAGUUUUGCGCAAUGAAGUUGCCCCCGACGAAGUUCCUUCUGCCAGCGUGGUGAAGCUGGAGGCUCCCGAUUUCUUCUCUCUUGAUGUUUGUGACGAUGAAGUUGAGGAGGCAGAGUUCAGUACGCCGAGUGAGGAAGCUGAGUUCAUCGGACCUAUGGUGACUGGAACGGCUGAGCCGCUGGUUGAGUCGGAGCCCAGGCUGGAGAGUGGAUGGUUUAGAGGGAAUGGCAGGUUUAAGAGCCCCUUGUUGCAGCUGCAUAAAGAGAUAGUGGAUUUCUGUGAUUUCUUGUCUCCUACUCUUGAAGAACAAGCUUCACGUAGAGCAGCAGUGGAAAGUGUUUGUGAUGUUAUAAAAUAUAUAUGCCCUCGUUCCAAGGUGGAAGUUUUUGGGUCUUUCAGGACUGGUCUUUAUCUUCCGACAAGCGAUGUUGAUGUUGUGAUUCUGAACUCGCAUGUUGUGAGCCCGCAAACUGGUUUACAAGCUCUUUCCAGAGCUUUGUCUCAAAGAGGAAUUGCAAAGAAGAUUCUGGUCAUUGCAAAGGCUCGUGUGCCGAUCAUUAAGUUUGUAGAAAAAAGAAGUGGCAUCUCAUUUGACAUUAGUUUUGAUGUGGAGAAUGGUCCAAAAGCUGCUGAUUUUAUUCAGGAUGCAGUAGCACGGUGGCCUUCUUUACGACCAUUGUGUCUAAUUUUGAAAGUGUUCUUACAACAGAGAGAACUCAAUGAGGUGUACACUGGUGGGGUAGGUUCUUAUGCGCUACUUACCAUGCUGUUGGCUGUGUUAAAGAAUCUGAGUUUGGAUCGUUUGUCUCCAGAACAUAAUUUGGGAGUUCUCUUGAUACACUUCUUUGAUCUAUAUGGCCGCAAAUUGUGCACCAGCGAUGUUGGUGUUUCUUGCAAUGGAUUCUUUUCUAAGCGCGCUAAGGGGUUUAUGAAUAAUGGAAGGCCAUUUCUUAUUUCCAUAGAGGAUCCACAGGCACCUGAGAAUGACAUUGGCAAGAGUUCCUUCAACUAUUUCCAGGUUAGAUCAGCAUUUGCCAUGGCCCAUUCAACUCUGACAAAUCCAAAGACAAUCCUCGGCUUGGGCCCAAACAGGAGCAUUCUGGGCACCAUCAUUAGACCAGAUCCAGUGCUGCUGCAGCGCAAAGGAGGGCAGAACGGGGACGUGACUUUCAACAGCUUGUUACCUGGAGCCGGGGAGCCAUUGCAAUCGCAAUACGAAUACCAGGAGAUCAUGUGCAAUUGGCAGUUGGACGACGAGGAAGCAUUGCCUCGUGGGAAUGGUGGGGUUGCGGGGGAUCUGUCGUCUUCUGGAAAGAAGAGGAAGUUGGCUUCUUGCAGUGACGGCAGGAAGUUGAGCAAGAAGAGAUCAAAACAAGAGAAUGGUGGCAGUGACGUUAAGAGGCUCAAGGACAGAUCACCGAGCAAGAAGAGCUGGACGGAAGAAAAGCGAUCAUCAAAGAAGAAAGCACGUUGGAGACGUUCCAAGAACGGCUCGUCAAAUGGUCCCUCUCCUGGUUCUUCGUGA
This is a messenger RNA of Linum trigynum, 1665 nucleotides long. The record is from the annotation of a GenBank genome assembly. NCBI's taxonomy places the organism in Eukaryota, Viridiplantae, Streptophyta, Magnoliopsida, Malpighiales, Linaceae.